CACGCCGAGCAGGCAGGAAUCAGAUGCUGAGAGAUCUGAGACAUAAAAAUCUCCGUAGCACUUGUACUUCUGUACGUGUAGUUAGACUUGGAAACUGGUCUUCGCGAUUAUAUUGUUCAGCACUCAGACGGAGCUAGUUUCUAAGGUGCAGAAAUGGGGACUACAGUCGACAACAUCAAGCUGGGCGAUCUGGUCAUCCUUGCGACACCGGAUGGUCGCCUGUAUCGCAUGCGUCCUGAGAAAGGCGGUCGCGAGUGGAACUUCGUCGCGGACGAUGCUCCAUUCGCCGAAAGCUCGUACCCGCCAGAAGCCAUCCUGGUCGUUCUUCAGUCUGAUUGCAAGCGGUACUUCGGCUUCCGCUCUGUUGCUGCGGAUGGCAAGAUCAUGCAGUCGGGUAAGGACCUCAAGAUGCGCGCGGGGAACUAUAACUUCAAGACGUGGGAGCACUGGCAGGUGGAGCGAUCGCAGGUGAACCGCAGCGUGCAGUCGUCUCCGGCGAAAGCACCGCCUGGAGGGGCGCCGGCAGAACCCCCUCCUCCUCUCUUUUCGCUCCAGAACCGCCAGUUCCCCUUGCUGCGCCUCAACAUGCGCAUAGAGCGCGCGUUCAUGCUCCCCGAGUCCAGCGCCAAGCGCGUUGCGCUCAUGGAGUUCGCGGGCGCCUCCCCCUUCGACGCGCACCCGGAGUCCCCCCGCACACCCAGCGGCGCGAGGAAGGGCGAGCAGGAGGAGGAGGUCAAGGGCGUGGUGGCGGCGGAGUCUGGUGAUGCUGUUGCGCGCGCAGCGUUGGCGGAAGACGACGCGGUGCGCGCAAAGGAGGAGCUCGCAGCGCUGCAGGAGGAGAACCGCCUGCUCAUGGCGCGGGCGGUGGAGGCGGAGAAAGCCGCGGAAUCCGCCAAGUUCAGCGCGGAGGUCGCCAUGAAGCUCGCGCAGGAGUUCGCGGAAGGCCGCGCGAGCGGGCUGGUUGGCGGAGAAGCAUCCGCCGCCGCGGGCGCGGGUACAGUCUCCGUGGAUGGCGCGAGCGAGAUGAUAAGCGCGUCCGCGGACUUGGCGGGGCUGGGCGGAAUCGGCGGGAAAUCCCAGGAGAGGAAGCUGGCGGGGAAGCUGCUACCCUCGUCAGUUGUGGCGGGCGUUGGGGAAAAUGAGGAGCCGAGCGGGCGGAUGGGGUCUGGCACCUGGGCGGACCUGGUGGAGACAGAAACGCGGCUUUCCGCGGAGGCGGAAGCCGCCGCGGAGAAGAUGGCGGAGGAGCAGUUGGCGGCGCUGCGCACGGAGCUUGAGGGGAAGAUAGACGCGCUGCAGCGGGAGUUGGAGGAGGAGAGGGCGCGGGCGGAUGCGCGGUUGGCGGCGGCGAUGGGGGGGGCAGCCGGGCCGGCGGGGAUGAAGCUUAGAAAGGCUGCUGCCGCUGGUGCAGCUAAUGGUGAGGGCGAGGGCACCUCCGCGCUGGUUUCCGCGAGCUCGUGGGGAGAAGGAGGGGGGGAGUGGGUGGGCGGGGAGAGUGCUGGUGCAGUGUCGGCUGUGGACGCGACUGUGGUGGUGACUGCUGCAGAGUCGCUGCAGGGAGGGAAGGAGCAGCAGGAGGAGGAGAAGAGGCGAGAGGAAGAGAGGAGGAAGGAGGAGGAGGCGAAGAGGGCGAGGAUCGUGGAGUUGGAGGAGGAGGUGGGGCGGCUGUCAGGUGAGACUGGCAUGCUGAGGGAGGAAGCGGAGAAAUUGAAAGGCGAAGAGAAGAGAUUGAAAGAGGAGGGCGAGAGACUGAGGGGUGAGGAGAAGAAACUGAGGGAGGAAGGGGAGAAGUUGAGGGGUGAACUGGCAGCGCUGGUGACUCGAGAGGAGGGGUGGAAGAAGGAGGCGGCCAAGUGGAAGGGAGUGGUGGAGGAGGAGAAGAAGAAGAGUAAGCAGCAGGCGUCAGCUCUGGAAGAGGAGCUUCGUCGCGUGAGGGCAGACUUGGAGGCGGCCAGGCGUGAGAAGGCCGCAGCAGAGAGCAAGUGGGCGGAGGAGGCAAGGGAGAAGGACAAGGCAGCAGGCAAAGACGCGGAGAGCAGCAGGAGGAGAAUCGGGGAGCUGGAGGAAGAAGUGGCGCGGCUGCAGGCAGAGGCAGAGGCGCUCAAGCGGCGGGCGGAGGAGAUGGAGGAGAGGGAGCUAAGGUGGCGGGAGGAGGAGCAGAAGCGGCUGCAUGAGGCGAAGAAGGGAUCGGAGACGGAGGAGAAGGUGAAGGAGCUCGAGUGCAGGCGGCAGGAGCUGGAGAGCCAGUGCGUGCGACGGGGGCAUGAGCUGGCGGAGCUGCAAGCCAGGGUGGGGCGCCUGACGGAAGCCCUGGAGCAGCAGCAGGUGCACGCGAUGGAGAGCGAGGCCAGGGCUGAAGCUGCUGCGCGGAAGGCGGAGGAGGCGGAGGGGAAGGUGGCGGUGGCGCAGCAGCAGGUUGAGGGGCUUAGCGCACAGGUGGCGGGGAGAGAGGAGGAGGUGGGGCGGCUGGAGGCAUGGUUAGGUGAGCUGAAGGGGCUGCUGGAGCAGCGGGAGAGGGAGAACGCGGUGCUGGUGGCGCAGGUGGAGGCGGGGGAUGCGGAGAAGGGGCAGCUGCGCGCGCAGGUGCAGGAGGAGCAGAUGGCUAGGCAGAUGCAGGCGCAGCUGCAGGCGCAGGUGGAGGGGCAGGUGCAGGAGAUGCAGACGCAGCACGUGGGGGAGGUGCAGCAGCUUCAGGCCCAGGUGCACAAUCUGAUGCAGGACAACUCACUGCUCGCUAACCAGCUCUCGGACCUGCAAGCAGCUAUGGCGAAGCAGCAGCAGCAGCUGCACGAGGAGCAGCAGAGGCAGAUGCAGGCAGCGGCCGCUGCAGCCCCUGCUGCUGCUGCUGCUGCAGCCGCGCCAACCGCAGCCAGCGUUGCUGCUGCAGCGGCAGCUGGAGAGGCCGCUGGAAAGGGCAAGUCGGCUAGGGAGGUGGCUCUGGAGGGGCAGCUAGCGGCUCUGAGGGCACGCGCGGAUGAGGGCAGGCGGCUGCGGGUGAAGCUCAAUGAGGCCGAGGCGAGGCUGCAGGACGCACAGAGCAAGCACAAGCAGCAGGUCUCUGCCAAAGAGCUGCUGCUGGCGUCGGCACAGAAGGAGCUCAGUGGAACCAAGGCGCAGCUAGCCACUGCUCAGCAGGAGACGGCUAAGCUCCAGUCUCUGGAGCUGGAGCUUGCGCGCAUCCGCACCCUCAACUCGUCCCUCCAGAAGGACCUGAAGCAGCUGCGUGCCUCUGCCGCAUCCAAGCCGACUCAGCCGGCAUCAGUAGCAGCAGGGGCAGCAGUUGCCAAGGCAGAUGGGGAGGACGGGAAGGGGGGAGAUGUGCCUGUGGCGAAUGGGGAGAUGGUCUCAGCUGGGGAGCCUGCUGGCGUGGCAGCAGGGGGAGAUUCAGGGGAGGAGCAGAAGCGGGCCAAGCCUGUGCGACGCAAGUCUGUCACCAAGGCCUCUCCAGCGCCCAGCGUCACAUCUGCUGUGGCUGCCGCUGCCACUGCUGCGGCCGUUGCAGCCACAGCAGCGGCAGAGGCAGCGGCAGCAGCAGCUGCAGGCACGUCCAGCAUCACAGGGACGGCUCUGCCAGACCGCUCUGCUGCUGCUGCUCCCCCUUCCAAGCCCGAGAUUACUGUACCCUCUGGCCAGAAGCAAGGGGUUGAAGAUGGGCCCCUGCCUUCACCUUCUCCUGCUGCAAUCACUACCCCAACUGCUUCAUCCACCACUCCCCGAAAUGGUCGGCUGACGAAGCGAGGGGCGGCACUGCGUCGCAGCUCCAGCGUGGAUGCAGGCAAGCAAGGGAAGAAGGGCCAGGGGGCAGGUUUGUCAGGGCGAAAGGGAGUUGCAGGCGCGGAUGCGGACGCCAUUGCUCAGAUUGAGGCAAUGAUUAUGGACGACUCGGUCACUGCCAAGGAAAUGGCGGGGCAGCUGCACUCGCAGAGGCUGUCCAACCUGUCCUCUGCCUUCCUCAAGGCCCUGCCACUGCCGGCGAACCUGAAACGUGAAGAGAGGACAGCCCAGCUUGUCAAGUGGAUUGCUCUCUUCCUCAUGCUGGUUCUCCUGGUGCUAGUGGCGCUAUGGGCUAUCAGAUUUGUGAUGGGCUGACUUACAGGUAGGAGGGGGCUAUUGGAGCUGAGUACUUCACACGUGGUACAAUUUUGUUUUAGCAGAACCUGAUUGCUAACUUAUUGGGAUUGGAUUUUUUUUUUCUUCAUUUUUGCCCCAGUCUUGACUUCAAUUAGUUU
Closterium sp. NIES-67 is the source of this 4229-nucleotide messenger RNA. Lineage: Eukaryota; Viridiplantae; Streptophyta; Zygnematophyceae; Desmidiales; Closteriaceae. The record is from the annotation of a GenBank genome assembly.